Hevea brasiliensis (rubber tree) is the source of this 5884-nucleotide messenger RNA. Its product is annotated as lysine-specific demethylase REF6. Gene Ontology annotation, cellular component: nucleus. The coding region runs from base 308 to 5656 and encodes 1782 amino acids. Gene Ontology annotation, biological process: chromatin remodeling. The transcript has 7 exons. Lineage: Eukaryota; Viridiplantae; Streptophyta; Magnoliopsida; Malpighiales; Euphorbiaceae. The record is from RefSeq and is a predicted model, not a curated record. Gene Ontology annotation, molecular function: histone H3K4me/H3K4me2/H3K4me3 demethylase activity.
GCAGCAGUCACCUCAUACUCUGCCUCACCAUUUUCACCACUCUGUAAUAAACAGAGCAUAUUAAAAAAAACAACCCCAACAACAAAGACAAAAAGCCCCUAACUCAUUUAACAUUUAUACCAUAAAAAAAGCACAGAAAGAGAAAAUGAAACAAAGAAUCUGAUCAGCUUCUCUUCUUCUUCUUCUUCUUCUCUCUUUUCCUCUGUUUCUCUCUCUUUUAAGUCCACAAUGGACUUUGUAUGAGAAGCAGACCCACAAAUCCAAAACUGCCCAUCUCCAUAAUUUCUCAUAUUCUUUCUGUUUUUUCAUGGCAGCUUCUGGUGGGUUGGUCUCUGAGCCAACAUCGCAGCAAGAGGUUUUUCAAUGGCUCAAAAACCUACCAUUAGCACCAGAGUACCAUCCUACUCCAGCUGAAUUCCAAGAUCCAAUUGCCUACAUUUUCAAAAUCGAGAAGGAAGCUGCCAAGUAUGGUAUCUGCAAAAUCGUGCCCCCUGUCCUUGCGGCUCCCAAGAAAGCUGCAAUUGCUAACCUCAACCGCUCCCUCGCCGCCCGUGCUGACUCAUCCACUUCGAAAUCCCCACCCACAUUCACUACCCGCCAGCAGCAGAUCGGGUUCUGCCCGCGGAAGCCCCGCCCAGUGCAAAAGCCCGUGUGGCAGAGCGGAGAGAACUACACUUUUCAAGAAUUCGAAACUAAAGCUAAAUCCUUUGAGAGAAACUAUCCCAAGAAGUGCUCGAAGAAGGGAGCUCUUUCUCCUCUAGAGAUCGAAACCCUAUACUGGAAAGCUACUGUCGAUAAGCCUUUCUCUGUUGAGUAUGCUAAUGACAUGCCGGGCUCUGCUUUCUCGCCGAAGAAGACUGGAGGUAAGGAGGUGGGAGAGGGGGUAACUGUAGGGGAAACGGAGUGGAACAUGAGAGUAGUGUCAAGGGCAAAAGGGUCAUUGUUGAGGUUUAUGAAGGAGGAGAUACCGGGGGUCACUUCACCGAUGGUGUACGUAGCUAUGCUGUUUAGUUGGUUCGCUUGGCAUGUGGAGGAUCAUGACUUGCAUAGCUUGAAUUACUUGCAUAUGGGGGCAGGAAAGACUUGGUAUGGCGUGCCAAGAGAGGCUGCAGUUGCUUUUGAGGAGGUGGUCCGGGUUCAUGGGUAUGGAGGAGAGAUAAAUCCUCUUGUUACAUUUGCAAUUCUUGGUGAGAAGACCACAGUUAUGUCACCUGAAGUAUUUAUUAGUGCUGGUGUACCUUGCUGCAGGUUAGUGCAAAAUGCUGGGGAGUUUGUUGUCACUUUCCCAAGAGCCUAUCAUUCAGGGUUCAGUCAUGGAUUUAAUUGUGGGGAGGCAGCUAAUAUAGCAACUCCUGAAUGGUUGAGGAUUGCUAAAGAUGCUGCUAUUCGAAGAGCUUCAAUUAAUUAUCCACCGAUGGUGUCUCAUUUCCAGUUACUUUAUGAUCUUGCCCUGGAACUAUGUACAAGAAUGCCCGUGAGCAUCAGUGCUAAACCGCGUAGUUCCAGACUGAAGGAUAAGCAAAAGGGUGAAGGAGAAAGGUUGGUUAAAGAACUAUUUGUAAACAAUGUAAUUCACAAUAAUGGCCUGCUUCAUGUUCUUGGAAAAGGAUCUUCAAUUGUACUUCUUCCUCGAAGUUCUUCAGACAUGUCUGUUUGUUCAAAUUUACGUGUUGGAUCUCAGUUAAGGGUGAGCUCCUCCCUUGGAUUAUGCAGUAGCAAGGGUACCAUGAAAUCCUCAAAGGAUUCUGUUCCUGAUGAAGUCAUGCCAGAAAUGAACAACAGAAUCAAUCAAGUAAAAGGCCUCUUUUCAAUGAAAGAAAAGUUUGCUUCUUUGUGUGAAAGAAAUAGGUUUUCCUCAAUGAAUGGAAAUGACAGUAUGCAUAAUAUGGACACAGGCACUGAAAACGGGGGUACUGUUCAUGGCGAUAAGUUGUCUGAUCAGAGACUGUUUUCAUGUGUUACUUGUGGAAUUUUGAGCUUUGAUUGCAUUGCCAUCAUUCAACCAAGAGAAGCAGCUGCUAGAUACCUCAUGUCUGCUGAUUGUAACUUCUUUAAUGAUUGGAUUGUUGGUUCUGGAGUAACUAAUGAUGGGUUCACCAUUGCCCAUCGAGACACCCAUACUUCUGAGCAGAAUUCCUCCACUAAGUGGAUGGAGAAGAAUACUGUGGAUGGUUUGUAUGAUGUCCCUGUUCAGUCUGCCAAUUGCCAAAUUCAGAUGAUAGAUCAAAAUAAAGUUGCUUCAAAUACUGAAACACAGAAAGGCACUUCUUCUCUUAGCUUACUAGCUUUGAAUUAUGGAAAUUCAUCAGACUCUGAGGAAGACCAGGUUGAGCCAGAUGUUUUGCACCAUGCUGAUGAAAUUAACAUGUUAAACUGUUCAUCCGAAAGUAAAUAUCAGCAUCGAAUCUCUGCUUUGCCUUCUCUCAAGCAAGAGUGCCAUCAGGAUGAAGCUGACAGUCGUACUCUAUCUUCAGCAAGGCCUGAUUGUGGAGAUGAAGUCACUCUUCAAAGUAUUGAUUGCCAUGCAGAACAUGGACAUGGGAAUAAACCAGCCACUUUCAAGGAUGAAAGUGAUCGAGCUCUUAACUGUUCUGUUGAGUUUGAAACUGAUAAUCUUGCUUCUAUGGAAUCAAAUGGUUUGGAGCAUACAUUUAGAGGUCCAAUGUCAACGUCACGCAUAGCUUCAAGUUGUUCCCCAGUUGUCCAUGAUACUGGGAAAGCAAAGUUUAAUAGAGUUGUUGUACCAAGAGAGAAUAUGGACACAUCAUUUGCCCAAAGAUCUGAUGAAGAUUCUUCUUGCAUGCAUGUCUUCUGUCUUGAGCAUGCUGUAGAAAUGGAACAGCAAUUUCGCCCAAUUGGGGGAGUGCAUAUAUUGCUUCUCUGUCAUCCAGAGUAUCCCAGGAUAGAAGCCGUGGCAAGGUCAGUGUCGGAAGAACUGGGAAUUGAGUGUCUCUGGAAUGAUAUUAAUUUCAGGGAUGCCACCAAAGAGGAUGAGGAGAAUAUCCAGUCAGCUUUGGAUAGUGAGGAAGCCAUACCAGGGAAUGGGGACUGGGCUGUAAAGUUGGGCAUCAAUCUUUUUUACAGUGCCAAUCUUAGCCGAUCUUCUCUUUACAGUAAGCAGAUGCCAUACAAUUCUGUUAUAUACAAUGCUUUUGGUCGUAGUUCCCCAGCUAGCUCCCCCACAAAGUUUAAUGUUUAUGGAAGGAAGCCUAGCAAGCAGAAAAAAGUGGUGGCUGGGAGAUGGUGCGGGAAAGUUUGGAUGUCAAAUCAAGUCCAUCCCUUCCUAACAAAACGGGAUUCUGAGGAUCAAGAUCAAGAACAAGAAAGAAGCUUCCGUGGUUGGACAAAGCCAGAUGAGAAGCUUGAGAGAAAACCAGAAAUUAUCUAUAGGACUGAAACCACCUUAGCCACCAGAAAAUCUGGGAGGAAGAGGAAAAUGUCUGUAGCAAGUGGACCAGGUAAGGAAGUCAAAUGCUUCAAUACAGAAGAUGCAGCUUCAGAGGAUUCUCAAGAGGAUGUUUCUUGUAAGCAGCAUACAAGAGUUUACAGUAGGAUGCAAAUUAAACGAAUUGAGAGAGAAGUUUCAUAUGAUUCCUUGGAGGAUUAUUCUCAUCAGCAAUAUGGAAGAACUCACAGAAUCAAGCAGGCUAAAUCUGUUGAGAGAGAAGAUGCAAAUUCAGAUGAUCCCUUGAGAUGUAACACUCAGCAGCAUAGAAGAACUCUUAGAAGCAAACAGGCCAAAUCUAUUGAGAGUGAAAAUGAUGUUUCUUAUGCUUUAGUGGACAACAGUUCUCGAAAGCAACAUAGCAGAAUUCCUAGGACAAGAAGUAAUCAAGCCAAAUAUGUUGAGAGUAAAAGUGAAUUUUCAGAUGAUUCACUGGAAGGUGAUAUUCAUGACUGGCAUGGAAGGGUUCCUAGGAGUACACAAGCCAAGUUUAGGAGGGAAGAUGCAGUUUCAGUUGAUUCACUAGAGGAGAGUUCUCAUCGACCGCUAAGGAGGGUUCACAGAAGCAAACAGGCCGCAUAUUUUGAAAAGGAAGAUGCAAUCUCAGAUGAUUCGCUGGAGAAUAGUUCUCUGCAGCGGAAUAGGAGGAUUUCUGGAGGCAGCCAAGCCAAAUUUAUUGAGAGGCAUGAUGAAGUUUCAGAUGAUAUGCUAGAAGGAAGUACUUACCAGCAGCACAGAGGAUCUUCUCGGAACAGGGAAUCAAAGUUUAUUGACAAGGAGGGUGCAGUUUCUGACGACCUACUGGAGGACAGUACUUGUCAGCAGCGCAUGAGGAUAUUCAGAACCCAGCAAGCCAAAUUUGUGGAGAGGCAAAAUGAAGCUUCAGAUGAUUCAUUGGAGGAUGCAAUUCAGCAGCAACGGCAAGUGAUUCCUAGAAGCAAAAGGACCAAAUUUGUUAAGAGAGAAGAUGCAGUUUCAGAUGAUUUGCUGGAGGAUGAUACUCAUCUGAAGCACAGGCGGAUACCCAGAAGCAGGAAGGCCAAAUUAAUAGAGAGAGAAGAUGGUUCAGAUGAUCUGCAGGAGGAUGAUGGUCAAUGGCAGUCAAGGAAGACUCCUAGAGGCAAGCCGGCCAAAUUUAUUGAGAGUGAGGAUGGAUCAGAUGAUCUGCAGGACGUUACUCAUUGGCAGUCACGGAAGACCUCUCGACGCAGGCAAGCUGCAUCUAUAGAAAGGGAAGAUGUUUCAGAUGAUCUAGAGGAGGGCAACCCUCAUUGGCAGCCAAAAAAGACUCAUAGAUGCAAGCAAGCCAAGUUUAUUGAAAGGGAAGAUGUUUCAGAUGAUCUGCAUGAGGAUGAUACUCAUUGGCAGCCAAGGAAGAUUCCUAGAGGCAAGCAAGCCAAACUUAUUGAGAGGGAAGAUGCAGUUUCAGACGAUUUGUUGGAGCAUUAUUCUAUUAAGAAGCACCGGAGGAUUCUUAGAAGUAAGCAGAGGAAACCAGCGACGCUUCGCAAAAUGAAGCGAGGGGCUGUUCAGCAUGUGAAACAAGGGACCUCUAGGCUAAAAAGGAGAGAGAAUCUCCAAUCAAUCAAACAAGAUAAGCAAAUGAAGCAAGAAACUCCUCGGCUUUGGAAUGCUAAAGGUGAGCGUAAUACAAGACAGUUCGAAUCACGUGUUGAAGAAGAGCUAGAAGGUGGACCCAGUACACGCCUUAGGAAAAGGCCCUCAAAGCCUUCAAAAGAGUCAGAAACAAAGCUAAAAGAGAAGCUGCAAAGCAAUAGGAAGAAAGUGAAGAGUUCUUCAGCUGGGAAGCCUCCAAAUGGCCAGAAGAGUGUGAAAAAUAAGGAUGAGGAUGCAGAAUAUCAGUGUGACAUAGAGGGGUGCGCCAUGAGCUUUGGCUCAAAACAUGAGCUAGCAUUGCACAAAAGAAAUAUUUGUCCUGUCAAAGGGUGUGGAAAGACAUUCUUCUCGCACAAAUAUCUGGUGCAGCACCGUCGAGUCCACCUGGAUGACCGCCCCCUUAAGUGCCCCUGGAAAGGAUGCAAGAUGACGUUCAAAUGGGCAUGGGCACGGACUGAACACAUUAGGGUUCACACGGGUGCUCGUCCUUAUGUUUGUGCUGAAGAAGGUUGUGGGCAGACAUUCAGAUUCGUGUCAGACUUCAGUCGUCACAAGCGGAAGACUGGUCAUUCAGUGAAGAAAAGCAGGGGUUAAUUUAAUUCAAGAGAAAUGUAAUUUAAUUGCUAAUGGAAGUGUUGUUCAAUUGGCAGUGUAGGGCUAGGUUUAAAAAGAUGAUAGGUUUCGGUUUUCCCUGUAAUUGUCAUUCAGAUUAACAUUAAUUCUCUUCUCAUUUAUUCACUGCAAUCUGACCAAUUUCUUGGAUCUUAAAGGAGAUUAAUCUCCAGACUCCAGUGAAUGUCAAUAGUAAAAGUCUUGUUUCCA